AUGAAGACUUCGCUGCUGUGUCUCGCUCUCGUUGCAGUGGUCGCUGCCGACAAGAUCCCUGACUUUGUCGUGCCGGGAAAAUGUCCUUCGGUAGACGAGAGAGUUCUCUACGAACAACAGAGGCCUAACCAUCAAAAGUAUACUGGCACAUGGUACGAAAUUGCACUCACGAACAACCCAUACCAGCUGAUCAAGAAGUGUGUCCGGAACGAAUAUACCUAUGAUGGAAGCAAGUUCAACGUCAGAUCUACUGGUACGGAUGCUAAUGGAAACGCAAUUACACGUAAUGGUCAGGUUCUGCCGAAUCCUUUUGGAGAACCUCACCUCUCCGUGGACUACGAAGCAUCUUGGAUGGCUCCCUACGUGAUUCUGGACACUGACUACGAGAACUUCUCGUGCAUCUAUAGCUGUGCCGGCCACAACUUCGGUUAUUACACCGACUUCGCCUUCAUCUUCUCCCGCUCACCAAGUCUCGCUGAUAGAUAUUACAGGCGUUGUGAAGCCGCCUUCAUGAACAUCGGUGUUGACCCCUCUCGCUUUACAAAGACAACUCAGGGUGGAUCAUGCUCCUGGUAAAAAAAAAUCAAUAACGUACAUAUGCUGUAUAUGGAUGAUUGCCAUGGAGUAAAGACUGAGUCAAAUUCUGCAAAGCUGAUGAAGUACAUUGUUUAAAUCAAGGAACAAUGCAAAAACACCCGCGCAUUUUGGAUUGGAAUAUCCAGAUACAAAACAUCGCACCAAACAGUAAUCAUGUUAUCCUCGCUAAUAAACAUCAGACAGA
Molecule: messenger RNA, 781 nt
Organism: Penaeus chinensis
Lineage: Eukaryota; Metazoa; Arthropoda; Malacostraca; Decapoda; Penaeidae
Product: crustacyanin-C1 subunit-like
Exons: 4
Coding region: 1-576 (191 amino acids)
Molecular function (GO): pigment binding
Source: RefSeq, a predicted model, not a curated record